Messenger RNA from Adineta ricciae, 2958 nucleotides. Lineage: Eukaryota; Metazoa; Rotifera; Eurotatoria; Adinetida; Adinetidae. The record is from the annotation of a GenBank genome assembly.
AUGGCGGCCAAGUUCGAUUUGAUGAACAAUCAAAUGGAUAAGACGUCGCGUGCGUCACAUCUAGGUCAUUCUGAUUCAAUCUUAUACUUACCUCAACAAGAACAUCAGCAACAAACACAAACAAGUCAACUAGCGACAACUACGAGUCAGAAUCAAGUUAAAAAGCCUAUUUCAUUUCCCUUUGGAAAAUGUCGAAUAUGUCGAGACAAAGCAACUGGAGUUCAUUAUGGCGUGAUCACAUGCGAAGGAUGUAAAGGCUUCUUCAAACGCAGCAUCACCCAAGGAGUACCGUAUCGAUGUUUUUUCGGUGAUACUUGUGUGAUUAAUAUGAAAACACGGAAUCGAUGCAAAGCAUGUCGACUAAAACUUUGUUUCGAACGUGGUAUGGCAAUGGAAAGCGUUAAAAUGGGUCGAAUACCAAAGAAGGUUAAAGAGAAAGCACUGAAAAAUUAUGAAAAAUAUCAGGAAAAAUUGCGUCAAAACCGACAAACAGCACUGCAGGAAGUUCCUGACGAACGAUCGUCUGGUCUUGGCGAAUCGGAAGACUCAGGAAUAGAAAAUGGCAGUUUAUCAAGCAGAAACCGUGAAUCCGUUUCAUCGAUUUCAUCGUACUCUUCAUCAAACAUGUCCAAUAUAGGUAGUCAACAGUGUUCGUACUAUAACCAAGAAAGUGUUAAUAUACCUCCAAAUCUAUUCAAUGAAUCCGAAGAGCCAUUUUGUACAGUAGAUCUUAUUGAAUUAACGCUUUCCACCUCAAGUCUUCAUAUAAACAAUGUCGAUCAUAAUCUUUCCACAUUACGACUUCCCUCGGUAUUUUCCGAAUCUAACACAUUACCCAAAACAUAUCCAGAUAUUUUGAAACCUGCUGAACCAUCUUCAUCAAUGAAUAUGAAGCAAAUGGAUCAAAUAGCAAUGAAAUCCACUGUGAAAAAUUAUAUGACGGUUGCCACAUACAUUUCCGAAGUCAAUGAAAAUAGUCUUAUUGAUUACAUGUUCAAUUAUGAAAUACGCUUUUCAAAAAACGUUCUGCAGAUAAUGAGAUAUCUUUCACAAAAACUUUCUCAGCCAUUUCUUAUUUAUGAACUUGACUUCGAAGUCACGUCUUUCUUUCGCUAUUUACGCUGGAAAAUGCUCAAUUCAUAUCUGAAACAUACAAAGCGACUACGAGCACUCAUCGAACGCAUGUUCGGCAUCAUCAAUCUCGGUAUAACCAACUAUCCUGGUAGUCAUGCAACAAUAACACAAAUAUGGGAAGAUAUACAAAAGAGCAUAUCAGUCGAUGUCACUCAUCUCAUGGUUUUCGCCAGAGACAUGCCCGGUUUGAAUGAAUUGAAUACGAAUGAUUUUACUCGAAUCUUGAAUAAUCGUGUAUUCGAUUUUUACAUAAUUUAUAAUUAUCCAUUAUUUUACAAGAAUGAAUCGUACACAAUGACAAUCAAUGGUUUCCAAUACAGUCGUCAUUUUAUGAAUCAAAUCAUAGGAAAGAAAACAACUGAUGCUUUACACGAAUUUUCCGCAAAACUCCACGCGUUGAAUAUCACUCAAGUGGAACAUAGCCUUAUCAUUCCGAUUAUUCUUAGUUUAGCCGAUGAAAAAAUAGUCGAUAGUGGAAGUGUAUAUUUCAUUAAGUAUUGUUUUAUGUAUGCACUUUAUAUUCAAUUAUGUACGACUCGAACUGAAGAUGAAGCGAAAUUUGUAUUCGAUCAAAUCUUACAACUUGUUGAUUCAAUUGAGAUUAUCAACAAAUUGUGCAAAGAAAAUAUUGGCGCAUUGGUUCUGGACAAAACACCAUCUCAGAAUGAUUGUAAAAAGCAUUCGAUUGAUUUGUUACUCGGAAAAAAUCUCGUCUUGCAAUAUAACAAAACUAGUGUGAUGUACCACUGGUUACUUGAACGACAUAUAGUUCGGUCGAUUCCAACAGUAGUUGGAGCGUACAGUAGUCUCUGUGCACUUUGUGCUACACUUGCCUGCUGUGCUAUUGUACUGGUUGUUUCUCUCAUUCCACUGUAUUUAAAUAACAGUACAGACCAAGGACUGGGGGAAUUUUACUGCCUUAAUAAUUAUAGUUUACAAGUGGGAUUUCAAAUUCCUGAAUACAAUACAACAUUUACUGAUACGGUGACUAGAGCAGCAUAUACUUUCUCGACUAACACCGUCUCGUUACCGAAUGUUGGAUCAUGUUCUAAUACAGCCUGCCAAGCUCGAACAUCAGAGUCCAUCACUGUUAGUGAUCUGUGUACAUUUCAAGUGAAAUCAUUGAUUUCUCCAGCUGUUCCAAAUGCAAAAGUCUUCAAUAGCUAUGCUCUUAGUGAAGCCUGUUAUCGAACCUUACAAAGUUGCCAUUAUGAUUCACUGCUAACAUCGUGUCUUUUAUCAAAUUGUGUAGUAGUUGGCCUUUCUAGUGCAUCCUCGAGCGUUUCGUCACCUUUAACUUAUUAUUCUCUACGCUGUACAACAAAUAUUUAUUAUCAAACUCGUUGUAUGGAUGCUGGACCCAAUGAUCGAUUGUACUAUUCUAGUUCUCAGCAAAACAGCGGUUGUCGUCAACAACGCUUAGACCAAAUCAACAAUUGUUUAAACUCUACAACCGCGUUGUUAAAUGUUCCGUCUGCCAUAAGUGUUUCUAGUGGUUUAGUCACCGCUACAACUGGCAGUUGCACUCAAACCGUUGCUUCUAGUAGUAGUCAACUGAAUGUAAAUGACAAUUCAGCCACACCGCUUACUGGAUCCGCGUCAUUCAGCUGGACACCUACUUCAACGUCGGUUACAUCAAGUGCCACUUUUCAAAGUGCAGCAUUUUCAGCUUCAGAUCAAAGCGAUGGUCAUGCAUAUAGAAUUACAUCUGUUAAUAGUGCAGUAUACAGUACAACUCAAGUUGGUGCUCGAUACUGCGGCGCUAUAACUCGUGCACAAAUCGCUUCCGCUAUUAACGAUGUGAUUAGCUCUCAAAGUUCUUGA